Molecule: messenger RNA, 1758 nt
Organism: Aspergillus tanneri
Lineage: Eukaryota; Fungi; Ascomycota; Eurotiomycetes; Eurotiales; Aspergillaceae
Product: calcium-binding mitochondrial carrier protein
Exons: 8
Coding region: 1-1758 (585 amino acids)
Biological process (GO): transmembrane transport
Molecular function (GO): ATP transmembrane transporter activity; calcium ion binding
Source: RefSeq, a predicted model, not a curated record
AUGGCACCUGACGAGUCGAAAAAUGAACGUGACUUAAGAGUUGCGAAAUUAUGGGAGAAACUGGGUGUCCCUAGAGAUGGUCGCUUGGAUUUUAAUGGUUUAAAGAAGGGUCUGAAGAAGAUUGACCACCCUCUCAAAAAUGCAGAUUGUAUGCUACAGAAUAUUAUGAAAACGGUCGAUACCAAUGGCGAUGGGUAUAUUGAUUACUUUGAAUUCCGGGCCUUUGUCGACCAUACAGAGAAUGGACUGUGGCAGCUUUUCCAGAGCAUUGAUCGUAAUCAUAACGGAGAAAUCGACAAGAACGAGCUAAGGACCGCGUUUGCCAAUGCGGAGGUAACAGUAUCGAAAGCUAAAUUGGACGAGUUCUUUGCGGAUAUUGAUACGAAUAAUGACGGUGUCAUUUCUUAUGCGGAAUGGAGGAAUUUUCUUCUUUUUCUGCCUGCCUACUCGUCCUCCGAUCUGCACGCUAUCCUGUCAUAUUAUACGGCCACGGGAAAUCUAAACCCGGAAGGAGAUGUCCACAUCAAUGAUCUACAGGGUUUAGGUACAGACCACUCGUUUCCUAGCCGUUAUAUCUUGGCCAUCAAAAACCUUUUGUACUAUAUUUUCCCAGUGCAUGCUUUGGCAACUAUUAUCCCGUCAACGCAUGCGGAAGCCGGCGGGAUACCCAGUGCCGGCGCUGCAUUUGACAAUGAUUCUGUAUCCUUAGACGGUGACUUCGACUUGGAGUGGCUGCCUAUACCUAGGACCGUCGCCAUGUGGAUGUCCUUCAGAUAUUAUGAACGGAAGUUGACAGAAAGCACUCCUCAAUUAGGUUAUUUUCUUGCAGGCGGAAUUGCCGGCGCCGUAUCAAGAACAGCCACAGCCCCCUUGGACCGACUCAAAGUCUAUCUCAUUGCGCAAACUGGCGUUAAGACCGCUGCUGUCUGUGCUGUAAAGGAUGGAGCUCCGAUACGAGCAGCAGGAACAGCAUCUAAAACACUUGUUGACGCGGUUAAGGAGCUGUGGCGUGCUGGGGGAGUGCGGAGUCUGUUCGCAGGGAACGGCUUGAACGUCUUGAAAGUUAUGCCCGAAUCAGCGAUCAAAUUCGGAGCAUAUGAGUCCGCUAAGCGCUUUUUUGCCCGCAUGGAAGGCCACGGCGAUCCAAAGCGCCUUAAGCCAACAUCACAGUUUUUGUCCGGAGGAUGUGGUGGAAUGGUGGCUCAAUGUUUCGUCUAUCCUCUUGAUACUCUGAAAUUUCGAAUGCAGUGCGAAACGGUCGAAGGUGGCCUAAAAGGCAACCAACUUAUCGUGGCCACAGCCCGAAAGGUUAUGAAUAAAAAUGGCCUGCUUGGAUUCUUUCGUGGCCUGCCUCUGGGCCUUAUUGGCAUGUUUCCAUAUGCCGCCAUCGAUCUGACUACUUUCGAAUACCUGAAGCGUGCUCUUCUUGCCCGCAAGGCUCGUAUUCACCACUGCCAUGAAGAUGACAUCCCUCUUAACAAUUUCGCCACUGGCGCCAUUGGUGCGAUUAGCGGAGGAUUGAGUGCUUCUGUUGUCUACCCGCUUAACGUUCUCCGGACUAGAUUACAGGCUCAAGGCACAAUUCUCCAUCCUGCGACGUAUACGGGCAUUGGUGAUGUCGCUCGCAAGACUAUCCAGGUUGAAGGCAUUCGUGGAUUUUACAAAGGGAUUACACCUAAUUUGCUCAAGGUUGCGCCUGCGGUUUCUAUCAGCUACAUCGUAUAUGAGAACUCCAAACGAAUACUUGGUUUAAAAUAA